ACCUUUCUUACAUUUAAACAACCAAAUCAAGGAACAAUAAUGGCUUCAAACAAACCGGUUAAUCGCCCAUCCGUGAGGCACCCCAGUCACAACCAUCCGCUUCGCAUCUUUAAAGCUCGAAGCAAAGAUGAGGUUGUUUGCUCUGGAUGCGAGCUCGAACUAACGGGACAAGCUUUCAAGUGUAUGAAGUCAGACUGCGAUUUCUUCUUGCACAAGUCAUGUUUUGAUCUACCUCGUGAAACCAGCCACAAGUCUCACCCAGACCACUCUUUAACCCUGCUUCAUUCCCCACCGUAUGGUCAGUCAUACACAUGCAACGCAUGCGAUGAGUACGGAUCCGGAUUCACUUACAACUGUUCUGAAUGUCAAUACGAUGUUCAUGUUGGUUGUGCGUUUAUCCCUGAGACCGUGGAGCGUGAAGAUCACGAGCACCCACUCACUCUUCUCUACAACACACCAUGCAAAGGUCGUGAGGAUGGUGCGAUGUUCAUAUGUGAUGUUUGUGAAGAAGAUAUGUCAGAGAAUCUUUGGGUUUAUUACUGUCAAGAAUGUGAUUAUGGGACGCAUGUACAUUCUUGCGCGGUUUAUGAAGAUCAUGAGCCAAAUAAAAAAGGAGGAGAAGGAAAAGGAGAAGGGAGCUCUGCGGUUUCAAGGAUGAAGGAGUUAAUGAAGGCUCAAGAUGAAAUGGCGGCGUUGCAGCUCGAGGCACGUAUCAGGAACGAUACUAAUAAUGCUAUACUCGAUUUAUGGGAUAGUCCAAAACGGAGAUAUUAUUGAUGAUGAUCAAGUCAACAAAUGAUAAAAUUUGAUACAAUGAAAAAGCUUGUGGUUUGUCUUUCCUUUUGCAAAUUUCGUUUCCUCGAGUGACUAUGUGAGUUAUUGUAAAGUUUGUUUGUUAUUUCAUGUAAUUUUAUCUUUAAUUGUUAUGCAAAAAAACCACCCACCAACAUUUCACUUUAUUAAAAAAAAAAAUAUUGUAAUACAAAAUAUAUAGCAGAACAACAAGCUGAUUGAUUAAACAUUUA
Camelina sativa (false flax) is the source of this 1025-nucleotide messenger RNA. The record is from RefSeq and is a predicted model, not a curated record. Lineage: Eukaryota; Viridiplantae; Streptophyta; Magnoliopsida; Brassicales; Brassicaceae.